AUGCCACGCAACCUCUCCAACCUGCGGGACAAUCUUUCCCAGCUCAAAGACUUUUUGUCUUAUCUGUCGACAGUAGAGGGUGAUUUAUCAAACAUUACGGCGCCUCCUUUUAUUCUUGCUCCGAAAUCAGCCAUUGAAGUACCCUCCGCCUGGGCCUCACGUCACGACUUGUUCCUUGCGCCUGCUGGCGAGCCGGAUCCACAGUUGAGGGCGGUUCUUGUUGCGAAGAAUUACCUGUGCAGCUUGAAGCAGCUCGUCGACGAGGGCGGCGAAAAUGCAGCAAAGAAACCCUUGAACCCGUUCCUGGGCGAGCUUUUCAUCGGGACCUAUGGCGAGGGCGCCAAUGCCACCAGGUUGAUCUCGGAGCAGGUCUCACAUCACCCACCCGUGACGGCCUGUUACAUGCAUAACGAGGAGCAUGGCAUCACGUCGCGAGGCUUCGCUGCGCAGCAGACGUCAUUCAGCGCGUCGAAUGGUGUUGCCGUGAAACAGAUUGGAUAUGCAGUCGUUCGGGUGGACAAGUACGACGAGGAGCACCUCAUGACGAUGCCCACCCUGCUCAUCAAAGGCCUCACGACAGGGUCGCCGCACCCGGAAUUGGGAGGUCCCUGCUACAUCAGCAGCUCCAGCGGCCCAUUGACCAAGAUCGAAUUUGGCAGUGGCGGCACGUUUGGGCUGGGCAAGAAGAACAAGGUCCAGGCCACGGUCUACAAGACCCCCUCCAUGAAGGAUGUUCUCUGUGAAUUCUCCGGUCAUUGGGACGGCAAAAUGGCCAUCAAAGAUCCAAAGGGUGAGGUUCUCGAGGAAUUCCAGGCCGACGACAUGCCUCCUAUCAAGCCCACUGUCCGACCCGUCGAGCAGCAGACGACGUGGGAAUCUCGACGUGCAUGGAGCAAGGUGUUUGAGGGCAUCUACGAGGGCAACGUACAGAAGAUCCAUAAGCAUAAGAGUGCGUUGGAGGAGGCCCAGCGCGCUUUGCGCCAAAAGGAGAAGGCAAGCGGUUCAUCAUGGGAGCCAUGCUUCUUCACGAACCGGUCCGAAGAUGCUCGCGUCACCUCUCUGCUCAAGGCCCUGCCAGAAGAGGCGCGCAAUGAACUUGCCCCGACGAAGACGGCUGGGUCGUGGAACUCGAUUGGCAUCGGGGCCGCCGAGGACAUCCUCAGUCGGCUACACGCCCUCCGCGCCAACAGCCCUACCAGCACAAAGUGA
This is a messenger RNA of Emericellopsis atlantica, 1209 nucleotides long. RefSeq lists its product as uncharacterized. The transcript has a single exon. The record is from RefSeq and is a predicted model, not a curated record. Bases 1 to 1209 code for a protein of 402 amino acids. Gene Ontology annotation, molecular function: oxysterol binding. Gene Ontology annotation, cellular component: intracellular membrane-bounded organelle; membrane; cytosol. Gene Ontology annotation, biological process: maintenance of cell polarity; endocytosis; exocytosis. NCBI's taxonomy places the organism in Eukaryota, Fungi, Ascomycota, Sordariomycetes, Hypocreales, Bionectriaceae.